UGCCAGGAGCAACGAAUGGCACCUUUCUCCAAUCGCGAAGUGUUUACGUUUCCUAGCGACCAGUGUAUCCAACAUGGCGGACAAGUAUAACGCAGAAACUAUUAUAUUAGAGUUCCAUAAGAAAAUAGGAAAGGCUUUUGACGUAUUUGACCACGAAUCCAACAAGACUGUUGAUGUUAGAGAAAUAGGCACCAUUAUUCGUUCACUUGGCUGCUUUCCUUCUGAAGCUGAAUUGCAUGACAUUAUUGCGGAGCUAGAAGAAGACGAGCCCACUGGGUUUGUACGCUUUGAGAAAUUCUUACCAAAUAUGACUAAGAUCCUGCUGGAGCGCAAGUUCCGUCCAAUUAGAGAAGACUUGCUCUUGCAGGCCUUUGAGGUUAUAGAUCAACAGAAAAAAGGACACUUGGAACCAGAGGAAUUGACCAAAUAUUUAACACAAGAAGGAGAACCAUUCACACAGGAGGAGAUGGAGGAAAUGCUGUCAGCAGCCGUUGAUCCUGACAAAAAUGUCAUUUUCUACAAGGACUUUGUGAGCAUGAUGAUCUUUGAUGACACACGAUGAUGGUUGAAAAACGAGAAUGUUCAUAAGAUCAAGCAAUCAAUAAAAGAGCUCA
Molecule: messenger RNA, 614 nt
Organism: Xyrauchen texanus (razorback sucker)
Lineage: Eukaryota; Metazoa; Chordata; Actinopteri; Cypriniformes; Catostomidae
Gene: drc8
Product: EF-hand calcium binding domain 2
Exons: 7
Coding region: 74-562 (162 amino acids)
Molecular function (GO): calcium ion binding
Source: RefSeq, a predicted model, not a curated record